Messenger RNA from Thlaspi arvense, 474 nucleotides. Lineage: Eukaryota; Viridiplantae; Streptophyta; Magnoliopsida; Brassicales; Brassicaceae. The record is from the annotation of a GenBank genome assembly.
AUGUCUAGAUCUCUGGUGAAACGCGUUGUUCCGUUUCUGUCUGCUCGUAUUAGAGAAAAUCAUCGGAUGCUUAAUUUUUCUUCCGCUUCUGCUCUCAAAGAAGCUUCAUCUUCUUCCUCCCAAUCUGAAUCUUCUUCCCUCGACGCUGUCCAUCUUAGCGAUAAUUGUAUCCGGAGAAUGAAAGAGUUACAAUCUAGCGAACCGGAGAAAAAACUGCUUCGGUUGGGUGUAGAAACUGGAGGGUGUUCUGGUUUCCAGUACGUGUUUGAGCUUGAUCAUAGAACCAAUCCUGAUGACAGGGUUUUCGAGAGGAACGGUGUGAAAUUGGUUGUAGAUAAUGUUUCGUAUGACUUUGUGAAAGGCGCUACGGUUGAUUACGUGGAGGAACUGAUCCGUUCUGCUUUCGUGGUAGCUGAGAACCCAGCCGCUGUGGGUGGAUGUAGUUGUAAAAGCUCCUUCAUGGUGAAACAGUGA